AAGCCACCAUAUUCGUCUUCCAGUGUCCAAAUUGGAUGAAUUCUAUUUCAUUUGUUGUAUAUGAUAUUGAGAAGAUUUGAAAAUGUAGCAGAGAUUGCUAAAAUGUGAUUUUUAUUUCGUUUUUGGAUUUACGUUUUAGUGUGUGACAGAAUGUGGCGUGUUUUUUGUGUGUAGAAUUUGACUGGCCUAAACUGCUACCAUGGUUACAUCGUGGAUCUACUCUCUUGUCGUUCUACCACUCAUGUUAGAGGUGAGUAGUUCCAGACGACUUUCAAUAGGACCAGAAGCGCAAAGGUUAUGCAGGACGUAUCGGAAGGUGUGCUCCGCCGGCAGAUUCUGUGCAAUGCAGUACUUCCAUACACCUAGAAAUAUUUCAUUGCCAAUUUGUGUACCAGAACAUAUCAUUCCUGCUGAAGGUAAGAUUUGUGAUCUUCAGCCGGACCAGGGUAAGUGUGGUGCCCGCUAUAUCAGAUGGUUUUAUCACAAAGGACAGAACAAAUGUAACUGGUUUUAUUUUGGUGGAUGUGACGGAAAUCAAAACAAUUUCAAAAGCAAACAAGCUUGUGAAGAUACCUGCCGUAUUGCAAUAGACAAUAAUGCGCAUCCUAGCCGGAACAAUGCUAUUGCACUUCCUGUUAAAAAAAGUCCAGUGGUAAUAUCAGAACCUAUUUUUCUACCAGACAGAUCAAAUCAGAUCACAAGAUCGUUUUCGCUAAGAUCUAAAAAGGUAGGAAAACAUGAUAAGGAGCGACGCAGAAAGCGUAGAUUACGUGAUAGGAAGAAGAGAAGGUUACAGAAGCUCCGGAGACGAAGACGAAAGCUAAAUGUAACUCCGCGUAAACGUAGACGCGACGGGAAAAUUUCUGGACGGAAACGUAAAAAUAGAAAGAAGAGGAGGCAGGGAAGAAAGCAUAAAAAGAAAAAUAAGAAUAAAAAGAGCAAAUUACAUAAGGACAGGAAAGACAGAACGGAUGAAGAGACAGAAGAAGAUAACGGACGUAAUAAUCAUAAUCAAAUGACAAAUGAAAAACGUACUAAUGAUAAACAAACAGUUGAGGUAGACACUCAAAGUCACUCAUCGUUAAAAACAUUAACAGUCCUCGAUUCAGGUGACGAGGAAACGACAGAUGAUAUGGAUAGCUAACGAGUGUCAGAAUAAAAGACACUCUGACAGAACAGGUUGGCGUUUGCUUUACAAAUUACAAGUACCAUAUCAAAUUGGUAACGAUGUUUAAUCAUUGAUCUGAAUUUAAUUAUUUCAAACGCAAAAGUUUGUCAAGGUGAAAACCAAAAAUCAAAAAUUAUCUUGAACUUGAUCUGGUACGUAUUGUGCAAGCUAACCUUUGUUAUUCAAGGGAUACAUGAAAGUGUUAAACUUUUCAUGCACAGCGGUUGUAUCGGAUAAGACAUCAUUCAUCUUUGUUAGUGCUGACUUGGAACCGGAAGUGGUCGUCUGUCGGUAAGGAAUCGUAUCAUUAUAAUUCCUUGUCGGCAUGGUCGAACAUUUUGUCUGUAAUGAAAAUUCGUGGACGCCUACUGGCUAGUGUAUUAUGAGUUCCAGUAAGAAAUGUGUUAAGGUAUAGUUAAUUGAAUAAAAGACAAUCCCCGUGCUGUAUGGAACGUGACUUUUCCUUUAAUACAGUCAAAAUAAUUUCGUAAGCAAAAUAUUUCGAACAAUUAUUCAUGGUCAUACAGACCUUUGACCAGUAUUGUCACUUGAAAGCGUCUAUCGAACAAUGCUGGUAACUUGAUUACCCGUUCGCUGUCGUUCAAAAUUAGCCUUGAGUUAUUACAGUGCCCUGUUGUUGAGCGAGAGGAACCAUUUUUUUCACAUGACAGUAGAGAGGAAGGAAAAGGGCAAAUAACUCUGAUUUUGACUUCUACGAGUGUUGUGCGGCUGUUGCCCUUUCGUAUUACUAAUAUGUACAUUAUUAUUUUUAUGCCGUAUUUGAUGUAUAAGUAAUAAAUUAAUUCAUUAAUAACUUUAUUUUAUGGAAUAUGUUAAUAAUUCUGUACAUAUUCAAUCUUUUAUUUUAUAUUUUGAGAACAAACCCGUAUAGUUAGUAUACUGUCAUUUCAAUAUGUCUAUCGAUCAAAUGUAUAGAUUCUUUCAUUCAUCCGUCAGGCUAUGUAUUUGGGUAAAAUUGUGAGAUGGUAAGAUAUCUUGCUAUGUUCUGUAUAUAUCUUCCCACAUUAGGGUGUAUAUAUCAUAACUAUAUAUAUAUAUAUAUAAGACUUAUGUAACUGUUAGCGUGGGCGAAUACAUACGAUUCCCAGAACUGUAGUAUUCAAUUCUCUAUGACUGAAAACAAUUCCCGCGUUUUUAUACCAACAAUCACAACAUCAACAGAUAAAAGUAUUAUUUCUCAGAAAAUACCAAAUUGACAAGACAAAAGCAAGACAUGCUAUUAGCUAUAAUAGUUUAUAUAUUGCUACAGAUUUGAAAUUGCUAAUAUUUGAAGCUGGUGUGGCUACAUGUGUCAGUUUAAAUGUCGAUUCUGACUUUGUUAUUACUACUGUAUGAUAUCCAAACAUGAUAUGUGUUCGUGUAUAUUUGUACAGCUCAUC
This is a messenger RNA of Ylistrum balloti, 2568 nucleotides long. RefSeq names its product chromatin assembly factor 1 subunit A-A-like. Lineage: Eukaryota; Metazoa; Mollusca; Bivalvia; Pectinida; Pectinidae. The transcript is spliced from 3 exons. Gene Ontology annotation, molecular function: serine-type endopeptidase inhibitor activity. The coding region runs from base 200 to 1144 and encodes 314 amino acids. The record is from RefSeq and is a predicted model, not a curated record.